CUGGAUAUCCAGGUGUUGGGACAGAAGUUCGUGUGACCGAUGCCCCGUUAUUGCUGCAUUGAACACAUCAGCAUUUAGUCAGCGCGUGGCUGUCUGGGUUGGCUUGCAUUUAUUAUUUGCAUUUAUUUAAAAAUUAUUGUAAAUUUCUGGAACUAAUUUAUUUGGGGUGUUACAAUAUAAGAAUAAUGAAAGUUCAGGCAGGGGUCAUCCUGGUUGUUUUGUUCGCCGUUUUCGGUUCUGGAGCCAUAGAAGAGAACGACCAAGAACAGAAUGCGCUGGAAGAAUUGAUCGUAGAGACAUUGAUGAAACCUGAAUCCUGUAUUGAAACGUCAGAAAUGGGAGACACCCUACAAAUCCACUAUACGGGAAAGUUGCUGGAUGGCAAGGUCAUAGACUCCUCUCUUUCUCGGGAUCCUCUGGUUGUAGAGCUGGGGAAGAGGACAGUUAUUUCAGGGCUGGAGCAGAGCUUGCUGGGAGUCUGUCUCGGACAAAAAAUCAAGGCCACCAUCCCGUCACACCUGGCUUACGGAAAGCGCGGCUACCCUCCGACCAUCCCAGGUGACUCCCCGCUGGAGUUUGAGGUGGAGGUGUUGUCCCUCACCAAGCAGACGCCCUGGCAGAAGCUGGUGAACGACGUCCUGCCCCUGGUGUGCCUGGCCCUGGUGCCCACCCUGCUGGGUCUGGUAGGGCUCUACCUCUACAACAAGGCCAGUGCCCAACAGCCCAACAAACGAGCAAAGGACAAGAAGAGCAAGUUAAAGAAGAAAUAAAAAAUAUAUGAUUUUUUAAAAACA
Conger conger (European conger) is the source of this 794-nucleotide messenger RNA. It is a transcript of the gene fkbp11, whose product is annotated as FKBP prolyl isomerase 11. Gene Ontology annotation, biological process: protein peptidyl-prolyl isomerization. Lineage: Eukaryota; Metazoa; Chordata; Actinopteri; Anguilliformes; Congridae. The transcript has 6 exons. The coding region runs from base 186 to 770 and encodes 194 amino acids. Gene Ontology annotation, molecular function: peptidyl-prolyl cis-trans isomerase activity. The record is from RefSeq and is a predicted model, not a curated record.